AUGCACGAUGGAGUUGUUUGUGAAUUGAAUGAAGUGAGAUUUGUUCCUCAGCUGAAGAAGAAUCUUAUUUCUGUUAGAGCUUUAGAGGUAACGGGAUUCAAUGUGACUUUUGAGAGCGUUGUAGCAAAAGUUACUAAGGGAUUUUUGGUGACGUCAGGCGAGCAUGGUGAUGAUUUGAAGGAUACAGGUACGAAAGGGCAUGAUCAGGGAUCGACGGCUCAGGUUCAGGAUUUGAUUGUAGUUUGGAGACUGAGGAGAGACAUACGGUUGCCAGCAAUGUAUAUGAACAUAGUCGUUGUAUAUGCACUUCCGGUGGAGAGUAUCGACGAGAUGGUUCCUACUACAUACAGAGAGGCUGAGCAGAUUUCAGAGACAGAUUUGUGGCAGAAGGCUAUGCAGGAAGAGAUGAAGUCUCUUCACAUGAACAACACAUGGGAGCUUGUUGAGCUUCCAAAGGGGCGGAAGACUAUUGGUUGA
Molecule: messenger RNA, 477 nt
Organism: Asparagus officinalis (garden asparagus)
Lineage: Eukaryota; Viridiplantae; Streptophyta; Magnoliopsida; Asparagales; Asparagaceae
Exons: 2
Coding region: 1-477 (158 amino acids)
Source: RefSeq, a predicted model, not a curated record